Molecule: messenger RNA, 7530 nt
Organism: Equus quagga
Lineage: Eukaryota; Metazoa; Chordata; Mammalia; Perissodactyla; Equidae
Gene: MAP4K4
Product: mitogen-activated protein kinase kinase kinase kinase 4
Exons: 31
Coding region: 46-4053 (1335 amino acids)
Biological process (GO): protein phosphorylation
Molecular function (GO): protein kinase activity; ATP binding
Source: RefSeq, a predicted model, not a curated record
CAGGGUCGACAUGUUAAAACAGGUCAGCUGGCGGCCAUCAAAGUUAUGGAUGUCACUGAGGAUGAAGAGGAGGAAAUCAAACUGGAGAUAAAUAUGCUGAAGAAAUAUUCUCAUCAUAGAAAUAUUGCAACAUACUACGGUGCUUUUAUUAAAAAGAGCCCUCCAGGACAUGAUGACCAACUCUGGCUUGUGAUGGAGUUCUGUGGGGCUGGGUCCAUUACAGACCUCGUGAAGAACACCAAAGGGAACACGCUGAAGGAAGACUGGAUAGCUUACAUCUCCAGAGAGAUACUGAGGGGACUGGCACAUCUUCACAUCCAUCACGUGAUUCACCGGGACAUCAAGGGCCAGAAUGUACUGCUGACCGAGAAUGCAGAGGUGAAACUGGUUGAUUUUGGUGUGAGUGCUCAGCUGGACAGGACGGUUGGGAGGAGAAAUACCUUCAUAGGCACCCCCUACUGGAUGGCUCCUGAGGUCAUCGCCUGUGACGAGAACCCAGAUGCCACCUAUGAUUACAGAAGUGACCUUUGGUCUUGUGGCAUUACGGCCAUUGAGAUGGCAGAAGGUGCUCCCCCUCUCUGUGACAUGCAUCCAAUGAGAGCACUGUUUCUCAUUCCCAGAAACCCUCCUCCCCGGCUGAAGUCAAAAAAAUGGUCAAAGAAAUUUUUUAGUUUUAUAGAAGGGUGCCUGGUGAAGAAUUACAUGCAGCGGCCCUCCACAGAGCAGCUUUUGAAACAUCCUUUUAUAAGGGAUCAGCCAAACGAAAGGCAAGUUAGAAUCCAGCUUAAGGACCAUAUAGACCGGACCAGAAAGAAGAGAGGAGAGAAAGAUGAAACGGAAUAUGAGUACAGUGGGAGUGAGGAAGAAGAGGAGGAAGUGCCUGAACAGGAGGGAGAGCCAAGUUCCAUUGUCAACGUGCCUGGUGAAUCGACUCUGCGGCGGGAUUUCUUGAGACUGCAGCAGGAGAACAAGGAACGUUCGGAGGCUCUUCGGAGACAACAGCUCCUGCAGGAGCAGCAGCUCCGCGAGCAGGAAGAAUACAAAAGGCAGCUGCUGGCCGAGAGGCAGAAACGGAUCGAGCAGCAGAAGGAACAGAGGCGGCGGCUAGAAGAGCAACAAAGGAGAGAGCGUGAAGCUAGACGGCAGCAGGAACGUGAACAGCGAAGGCGAGAACAAGAAGAGAAGAGGCGUCUAGAGGAAUUGGAGAGAAGGCGUAAAGAAGAAGAAGAGAGGAGACGGGCAGAAGAAGAAAAAAGAAGAGUUGAAAGAGAACAGGAGUAUAUCAGGCGACAGCUAGAAGAGGAGCAGCGGCACUUGGAAAUCCUUCAGCAGCAGCUGCUCCAGGAGCAGGCCAUGUUACUGGAGUGCCGAUGGCGGGAGAUGGAGGAGCACCGGCAGGCAGAGAGGCUCCAGAGGCAGUUGCAACAAGAACAAGCAUAUCUCCUGUCUCUACAGCAUGACCACAGGAGGCCGCACCCGCAGCAGCCGCCACCACCGCAGCAGGAAAGGAGCAAGCCCAGCUAUCACGCUCCAGAGCCCAAGCCCCACUACGAACCCGCUGACAGAGCUCGAGAGGUGGAAGAUAGAUUUAGGAAAACUAAUCACAGCUCCCCUGAAGCCCAGUCUAAGCAGACAGGCAGAGUAUUGGAGCCACCAGUGCCUUCCAGAUCAGAGUCCUUUUCCAAUGGCAACUCCGAGUCUGUGCAUCCUGCCCUGCAGAGACCAGCCGAGCCACAGGUACAGUGGUCCCACCUGGCAUCUCUCAAGAACAAUGUUUCCCCUGUCUCGCGAUCCCAUUCCUUCAGUGACCCUUCUCCUCCCAAAUUUGCACACCACCAUCUUCGCUCUCAGGACCCAUGUCCACCUUCCCGCAGUGAGGUGCUAAGUCAGAGUUCUGACUCUAAGUCGGAGGUACCUGACCCCACCCAAAAGGCUUGGUCUAGAUCAGACAGUGACGAGGUGCCUCCAAGGGUCCCUGUGAGAACAACGUCUCGAUCCCCUGUUCUGUCCCGUCGGGAUUCCCCACUGCAGGGCAGUGGGCAGCAAAACAGCCAAGCGGGUCAGAGAAACUCCACCAGCAGUAUUGAGCCCAGGCUGCUGUGGGAGAGAGUGGAGAAGCUGGUGCCCAGGCCUGGCAGUGGCAGCUCCUCGGGGUCCAGCAACUCAGGAUCCCAGCCUGGGUCCCACCCUGGGUCUCAGAGUGGUUCCGGGGAGCGCUUCAGAGUGAGAUCAUCGUCCAAAUCUGAAGGCUCUCCAUCUCAGCGCCUUGAAAAUGCAGCAAAAAAACCUGAAGAUAAAAAAGAAGUUUUUAGACCUCUUAAGCCUGCUGGUGAAGUGGAUUUGACCGCACUGGCCAAAGAGCUCCGAGCAGUGGAAGAUGUGCGCCCGCCGCACAAAGUGACCGACUACUCCUCCUCCAGUGAGGAGUCGGGGACGACAGACGAGGAGGACGAUGACGUGGAGCAGGAGGGCGCCGAGGAGCCCAGCUCUGGACCGGAGGACACCAGAGCCGCGUCAUCUCUGAAUUUGAGCAAUGGUGAAACGGAAUCUGUGAAAACCAUGAUUGUCCAUGAGGAUGUAGAGAGUGAACCAGCCAUGACCCCAUCCAAGGAGGGCACUCUAAUCGUCCGCCAGAGUGCAGUUGACCAAAAGCGUGCCAGCCAUCAUGAGAGCAAUGGCUUUGCCGGUCGCAUUCACCUCUUGCCAGAUCUCUUACAGCAAAGCCAUUCCUCCUCCACUUCCUCCACCUCUUCCUCCCCAUCCUCCAGCCAGCCGACACCCACCAUGUCCCCACAGACACCCCAGGACAAGCUCACUACUAAUGAGACUCAGUCCGCUAGUAGCACACUCCAGAAACACAAAUCUUCCUCCUCCUUUACACCUUUUAUAGACCCCAGAUUACUACAGAUUUCUCCAUCUAGUGGGACAACAGUGACUUCUGUGGUGGGAUUCUCGUGUGAUGGAAUGAGACCGGAGGCCAUAAGGCAAGAUCCUACCCGGAAGGGCUCAGUGGUCAAUGUGAAUCCCACCAACACUAGGCCACAGAGUGACACCCCAGAGAUUCGUAAAUAUAAGAAGAGAUUUAACUCUGAGAUUCUGUGUGCUGCCUUAUGGGGAGUGAAUUUGUUGGUGGGGACAGAGAGUGGCCUGAUGCUGCUGGACAGAAGUGGCCAAGGGAAGGUAUAUCCUCUGAUCAACCGAAGACGAUUUCAACAAAUGGAUGUCCUUGAAGGCUUGAAUGUCUUGGUGACAAUAUCUGGCAAAAAGGAUAAAUUACGUGUCUACUAUUUGUCCUGGUUAAGAAAUAAAAUACUUCACAACGAUCCAGAAGUCGAGAAGAAGCAGGGAUGGACAACCGUGGGGGACUUGGAAGGGUGUGUGCACUAUAAAGUUGUAAAAUAUGAAAGAAUCAAAUUUCUGGUAAUUGCUUUGAAGAGUUCUGUGGAAGUCUAUGCGUGGGCACCCAAGCCAUAUCACAAAUUUAUGGCCUUUAAGUCAUUUGGAGAAUUGGUACAUAAGCCGUUACUGGUGGAUCUCACUGUUGAGGAAGGCCAGAGAUUGAAAGUGAUCUAUGGAUCCUGUGCUGGAUUCCAUGCUGUUGAUGUGGAUUCAGGAUCAGUCUAUGACAUUUAUCUACCAACACACGUAAGAAAGAACCCACACUCUAUGAUCCAAUGUAGCAUCAAACCCCAUGCAAUCAUCAUCCUCCCCAACACAGAUGGAAUGGAGCUCUUGGUGUGCUAUGAAGAUGAAGGGGUUUAUGUGAACACCUAUGGAAGAAUCACCAAGGAUGUGGUUCUGCAGUGGGGAGAGAUGCCAACAUCUGUAGCAUAUAUUCGAUCCAAUCAGACGAUGGGCUGGGGAGAAAAGGCCAUAGAGAUCCGAUCUGUGGAAACUGGUCACUUGGAUGGUGUGUUUAUGCACAAAAGGGCUCAAAGACUAAAAUUCUUGUGUGAACGCAAUGACAAGGUAUUCUUCGCCUCUGUUCGGUCUGGUGGCAGCAGUCAGGUUUAUUUCAUGACGUUAGGCAGGACUUCUCUUCUGAGCUGGUAGAAGCAGUGUGAUGAGGAUUGCCGGCCCCCAGAGUCUUCAAGAUCCUGAGAACUUGGAAUUCCUUGCAACUGGAGCUCGGAGCUGCACCGGUGCAGUCCAGGACAGCUGUGGAUGCAGACACCACGUGUGGGGUUCUUUUUCACCUUUCCUUCCUGCUUCUUUCUUACCAGUUUAUCCCCAUUCUCUUCUUUUCCUUACUCAAAAAUAAAUCAAGGCUGCAAUGCAGCUGGUGCUGUUCAGAUUCUACCCUCAGGUGCUAUCAGUGUUUGAGAUUGAGCAUCAGACCAGAAAGCAAACACCUUUCCUUCAGCUCCAGAAUUCCUUGUCUCUGAACGACUCUGUCACAUGGGUGUCUGAAGGCGGAGACUAUGACCAUGCCGCUGGUGUUGGAAGUGGGCACAAGGAGGUGUGAAGUGGUGGUCUAACAAGCAGUGUGCUGAAGCAGAGAGCAGAUUUAAUAUAGUAACAUUAACAAUGUAUUUAAUUGACAUUUCUUUUUUGUAAUGUGACAAUAUGUGGACAAAGAAGAAGGUGCAGGUUUAAGAAGUUACUAUUUAUAAAAUGUGAAAGACACAGUCACUAGGAGAACUUUUUUGUGGGUGGGGCUUGGGAGGUGGGGUGGGGUGGGUUAAGGGCGCCCCAUUUUGUUUCUUUGGAGUUUUUUUUUUUUUUUGGCUUGGUCAAGAACUCAGUCAUUUUUCUGUGUACCAGGUUUUGCCUAAAUCAUGUGCAGAGGGUUCUUAAAAAAAAAAGGAAAAAGAAAAUGUGUGCAUUUGUCUAAUGGCCAGAACUUUGUUGUGUGACAGUAUUAGCACUGCCUCAGUUAAAGGUUUAAUUUUUGUUUAAACCUGGAAGUGCGACACCAGUUUCACCAUAGUCUGCACUUAACAGAGGAAAAAAAUUUUUUUUCAACCACAUUUAUUUUUUUGCCUACCUCAUUGUUUUUAAUGCAUUAAGAGGUGGUUUAGUUUAUAUGUUUUUGGAGAAAGACAUUAAUGUUUAAUUUAAUCUUAAUACCAAAACUAUCAGAUUGAAGUGUAACUGUUCUUUUGUCACAGGUCUCAGUAGGCACAAGAGAAAUUGUCCCUGAAGACAAGAAAUAGCCAUAUGGCUUUAUCAUGCUGAUUAAUGCAGCCUGCUUUCUAAGUUGAGAGAGCAGAAUGCUUUGUUUUCACCAUAUUCACCAUUAGUGGCUGAUGGGCAGCGUAGCCUACAACACAAGGGGCCUCAUUGUUCUCCGUUGGGGGUUUGGUAGCAGACAGGUGGUCAUAUUAGAAUAGUCACACAAACUGUUCAGUGUUGCAGGAACCUUUUCUUGGGGGUGAGGAUAUUUCCCUUUUUUAAAAAUGCAAUGCACUAAAACUAUUUUAAGAAUGUAGUUAAUACUGCUUAUUCAUAAGACAGCAUCUUCCUGUGUUUUAGGUAUAAUAUCAAAGCCCUGGCUUUUCUUGUUUGCUCACUUGCUCUCUUGUUCUCUCUCUGUUUUUUAAACCAGUUUUACUUUAUGAAUAUGUUCAUGACAUUUGUAAUAAAUGUCUUGGGUAAUAAUUUGUUUCAUGGCUUCAUGGUCACUCAAUUCCUCUGAGGACGUUAAUCUCUUGGUACAGGAGCAAUGCCCAGUGUCCUGGUUCUCCUGUCUUGCUUUCCUCUUGUUGAGUUCUGAGUUGGGAAUGUUGUGUGAUGGCUACUUUAAACUUUGUUCACCAGACAGAAGCUUGGUGUUUCAUAGGUUUAAUCCUCCUUUGUAGUUAAUUUUCUUUUAUAACAUGAAAGUGGGGAAUUUUCCGCCCAAAAAUGUAGUAAUUAUUUGCACCUAUUUGCCGAGGCUUUGCCCAGCAUUGUCAUCCCUCUUAGCAUCCGUUUUAAAUGCUGUCGUUCUCUUCCUCCUGGUUCAGCAUUUUUGCCAAAGGCUCUCAUUUGAAUUACAAAAAUCUAGUGAAAAAUACAUACACUCAGAAAUGCAUAAAUGACAGCUGGUUGUGCAUACCCACAAAGACAAGAUAAGCUGAGAAAGCUUUCCUCUCUUUUGGAAGGACAAGGCCGUGGAAAUGGUUUUCCCAUGUGUGUGACUUUAGAGUAGUGCUCAUGUCCAAAGCAGAAAGAACUAGAUUUUUCCUACAAAUUUGUAGUUAACAUAAAGAAGAUUGAAGAGUUAAUGCCACCUUUGGAGAAGGGACUUCUGAGAUAGGCCAGAUUCCAUCACCAUAGGACUUCAAUCAAAAAUCAGAUUUCUGCUGGCGAUUUCCUAACAUGUUUGGCUUUGCAAGUGAGAUGGCACGUGCCAGUGAACACGUGUGCAUGCCAAGAGGAGAAAGAAUUGGAUGGCUUGAUCGAUUGUAGCCCCUCCACGGCUUUAGAGAGAGGUAAAAGUUGGGCAGGUUUCUUUGGAAAAAUACUGAACUUCUGAUACCAGUGUGGAAAAAAUAAAAAAGAACGAGGUAUCAUGAUCUUAAUUAUCCACAGACUUGAAGCUCAGUGUCUCUAAGUCAAGAUGUGUUUCACAAAUAAUGCAAGUGGUAUGUCAUUGAAGUUACUGAGUAUUUAGAACUUGACAAAGACUGGCUUUCCCUUAUGAAGUGAUGGAGUCUGUGCUCAGGUCAGAAUGGUCCUGUCCCACGUGCACAGUACCAGGCCCCACCUGGCAUCUCUGGGUGUUUGAGUUGAACGGAAUCGAGUCCAUUGCUGGGCAUCAUGUACUGAGGUCGGAGCACCGUUUGUCCUGGCGCAGGCUCCUGGCGUGUGCUGUCCCUGGCUGUGGUGUCCUUCCUUCCUCGCCUCACCCUUGUUAGCCAGACUGUGUGCUGCAGCUUGAAGCAGGCGCCGAAUUAGGUUUCUUUGUACAAGAUUGUGACUUGUUGAGAUUUCAUUCUUCCACAGAAGGGAUGAUUCUUUUAACAGGGUAGUGACUUCACAGAAGUGCCAAGAUGGCAGAAUUACAGAGGAAAACAGUAUUACGAUGAUACCAUUAAAUAUGGAACAUUGGAAACUAGUAUAGCAGUGCUCUUCAAAACACAGAUGUGUCUCUAGGUUUAGUCAAAGCUUUAAUAAGUAAUACCUUUCUGUAUUUAAGUCAGAGUAACUCUGUAUUGAGUGCAGUGUUUUUACUUUUUUCUCAUGCACAUGUUAUGUUGGAGAAAAUGUUUACAAAAAUGGUUUUGUUACACUAAUGUGCAUCACAUAUUUAUGGUUUAUUUUUAAGUGAUUUUUUUAUGGGUUUUUUAGGUUUUUGUCUUAGUUGUAGUCCACUUAUGGUGAUUCAUAAUCCCUAAUUUUGCCAAUUAUAAAUUUGCUAAACAGUAAUAAAAACGACAAACUGCAUUAAAUUUACUAAUCAUAGAGCUGCAAAGCAGACUGGUGGCAAGUACACAGCCUUCUUUUUUUCAGUGCUAAUUUGUCUUCUGUGUAUUAUGAAAAUUACUGUUGUCCCUCCUCCUCCCCCUUUUUUCCUUAAAUAAAGUAAAAAUGACACCUAUCUUA